UUGGUAGAGCCAGGCUGCUUGAAAACUCCCAGCCUCAAGCCUCCACCACUCACCAAGCCAUCACCGAUUACAAUCUCUUGCACAAAUUCAUCUGUUCAGUGAUGGCAGAAGCAGUAGCCAUGGUAGUUGCCUCUCCAGUUCUGGAACUCAUGAUCAAGAAGCUGGAUACUGGAUUACGGGAAAAGCUGGGAUUGGUGCGGGGUGUCAACUCUGACAUCGAGAGGCUGCAGAGCGUGCUUUCUACGAUCAACGACGUACUUGAUGAUGCCGAGAGGAGAUCCUUCAGCGACAAGGCUGUGACCGGUUGGCUGAGGAAGCUCAAGGAUGCAGCUUUCGACGCCGACGACGUGGUGGAUGAGUUCCAGUACGAAGCUCUGCGACGAAGGAACCGGAGACGUAACCAACCGAUUGGAAAGGUAAGUGACUUCUUUUCACCCAAUAACCAAAUUGCUUUUCGCCGUAAGAUGGCUCGCAAGAUAAAAAAGAUCAAUAAGAGAUUGGAGCAGAUCGCGGACGAGAAGUCAAAAUUCCAUCUGUCAGAGGGAUCUACCUCAAGAAGAACUGUCGAUCGAGAGACCUUCUCAUUUGUGAUUGAAUCCGAGGUUUAUGGCCGAGAUGAAGACAAAGAUAAUAUCAUAAAUUUCUUGGUCAGUGCGGAUGAUGGUAGUGAUGUCUCUGUGCUUCCAAUAGUUGGAUUGGGCGGAGUUGGGAAGACCACACUUGCCCAGCUAGCUUAUAAUGCUCAGGGGAUGGAGGAGCACUUCGAUCUUAAAUCAUGGGUAUGUGUUUCUGAUGAUUUUAGCAUCAAGGAAAUUAUAAAUAAGAUUAUUCAGUGUGAAGUCCCAAACUUGGAAGCUGCACAGCUUCAGCUGCAGACGAAACUGAGUGGGAGGAGAUUCUUACUUGUUCUGGACGAUGUCUGGAACGAGGAUGAAGCAAAGUGGGAGAGAUUGAAGACUUUACUGAGAUGUGGCAAGCAAGGUAGCAAGAUCGUAACUACAACACGAAGCGAUGUAGUUGCCAGGAUCAUGGGAACGGUGGCUCCGCACAAAUUGCAAGGCCUAACGGCCGCUGACUGCUGGACUCUGUUCAAGCAGAGAGCAUUUGGGCCAGGAAGAGAAGAAGAGACUCCAAGGUUGGUUGAAAUUGGGAAGCAGAUUGUUGAAAAAUGUGGAGGCUUGCCUCUGGCUGCUAAGGCUCUGGGAAGUCUAAUGAGCUGUAGAAGAGGGGAGGCGGAGUGGUUAUACGUCAGAGAUAGCGAACUUUGGAGAUUGCCGGCCGACGACAAUGGUAUAUUACCAGCACUACGGCUGAGUUAUGAUCAUUUGCCUUCUAAUUUAAAGCAGUGUUUUGCUUACUGUUCGAUAUUUCCAAAAGAUUAUAAAAUUGAAAGGAAGAAACUGAUUCAGCUGUGGAUUGCCGAAGGUUUCAUCCAAACAUUGGACGGGGACAUGCAUGGAGAGGAAGUUGGCAACCGAUACUUCAACAGUUUGUUGUGGAGAUCCUUUUUUCAGGAUGUCCAGAAGGAUUGGUUUGACAACAUAUGGUCGUGUAAGAUGCAUGACUUAGUCCAUGAUCUUGCGUGUUCUGUGGCAAGAGAUGAGUCCUCGAUCAUGAAGGUGCGCAUGGAGACAAGGAUUCCGCGUGGAUGUCGCUAUUCCUCAGUUGUUUAUGACCAUACCAUGUCGUCAACAACUUUAAAGGCCGCUUUUGCUGGCAAGAAGCUGAGGUCACUUAUUUCAACCGGGCGAUGGAUAGGGAUUUCUUUUAAAGAAUAUGUCUUCUAUGCGAUGUCAUCUCUCACUCAUUUGCGCGCAUUAGAUCUAUCUGGAAUUCGCAUCCGAGAGUUGCCCUGCACAAUAAGUAAAUUAAAACAUCUUAGGCUCCUUGAUUUGUCGAAUACUGAAAUUGAAGCUUUACCUGGCUCGAUUACAGACCUUCACAACUUGCGGACUUUGAACCUCGCAUAUUGUUUUCACCUAAGAAGUUUGCCCGAAAGAAUAAGUAAUAUGAGCAGCCUCAGACACCUAGACAUCACCGGAUGCGACAGAUUGAUUUGCAUGCCCCGCUGGUUGGGCCGGUUGAGCAACCUCCAAACAAUGACCAUGUUUAUCGUGGGCAAAGAGCAUGGACGUAGUAUUUCCGAGUUGGAGCAGCUAAAUUUGGCCGGUGGUCGUCUACAAAUCAACAGCCUUGCCAACGUGCAAGAUCCAAUGGAAGCCACGAAAGCGAACUUGGCAUCAAAGAUAAACCUGCGUUCGUUGGAAUUGAUGUGGAGUAGGGUCUUAUAUGAAGCAUUGGCAGCAUCCCCUGUAGCAGAGGUGGAGGAAGUACUUGAGAGGCUCCAGCCUCACUCUAAUCUAAAAUGGCUUUCUAUAAUGCACUAUCCAGGCAUCAGGUUCCCAACAUGGAUGACUGGAAUGGAGCUGGCAUCGUCACCGAUCCGCAAUCUAGUUGAAAUCACACUAAGCCAGCUCGAGAGAUGCGAGAGUCUUCCGGCGCUUGGUCACCUGCCGUUUCUUCGCUCAAUCAGUAUAUUUGACAUGAAUGCUAUAAAGAGAAUCGGAGCGGAGUUUUAUGGGAAUGGCGGCAUAUUUCCCUCACUGCGAUGUCUCGAUAUGCGAGGGUUGCCUGAAUUGGAGGAAUGGCCUCCAGAAGCAACGGCAACAGAUGAACAAGUGAUGCCAUUCCCUUGCCUUGAAACUUUUAGUCUAUCUGAAUGCCCCAAAUUGAAGGUAGCACCACGUGUCCCACCAUCAGUCGAGGAGGUUUCUAUCAUGGGUAAUCAACCUCUAUUAUCAGCACUGAGCACUGGAGGAUUGUACAAAAUGAGAAGUUUGACGAUUCUUGAUGAAAGGGAGCUGACCUGUUUGCCCGAGGGCAUUUUGCAGCUACGCAUGCCCUCCCUCAAAAGCUUGCACUUGUAUUGUAGGAGCCUGAAGUCCAUAUCGGGAGAAGAGAGGGAUAAGCAACAGCAGCCUCCCACCUUCUUCAUGAACAUCCAAGAAAUAGAAAUAAUAAAUAAUCGGGAAUUGACUGCUCUACCAGAGUGGCUGGGAAGCCUCACCUCGCUCACAAGUUUUAAGACUUGAUUUUUGCAUAAAACUGGCGAUGUUGCCCAAUAGGCUGCAAUGCCUCGCAGCACUGGGAAAGCUGGAUAUCAUAUUUUGAUGACCCACGCUGGCAAGGCGAUGCGAGAGGAAGAGAGGCGAGGACUGGCCCAAAAUCGCUCACAUCCCACACAUCUGCAUCGUCCCAGACGGAGAAAGGAUAGAAGGAAGAGAAGAACAUAGCCAAAGAUCUAUUACUAGAUUAAUCAAAAAGUUAAGAUUAACGAACUGCACAAGCCAUGGUUGAUGCGGCAACAGCUAGCGCCAUCCGAUGAUUGGACGAUAUAACAGCUAACCUUUUUAGGCUGAGGUUAGUCCACAGGAAUGUGAGAAGCUGAUUGAUCAACCUCACAAUGUUCUGAAGACUUGGUUAGCAUGCUUGAAAACCUCCUAUAGAUCCAGAAACUGUAUAUGCUUUGUUGCGCUUGUCUUGGAAAUAUAAUGCCAAAAUAAGUGAUGCAAUGACCAGCGCAAGAAUGUUGAUAGAGGACAGGUGCACCUACUACUGGCAUCGGUCAGAGACAAGGGAUGCAAUGGAAUUGUAUGUUCCAAUGCGGUUCAUGGGAUUAACUCCUUGAUUGUAGAGCCACAAACAAUAGUUUCGGUUUAUAUAGAUGGAGAUGGACUGUGCAAAGAAAAUAGAAAGUUCAAUAGUUUGUGGAGGUGUAUGUGCAAGGGAGCAGCAAGCUUGCAAGCAUACUAAUUGCAUUCUGAUAAAGUGGCAGUUUGCUUUUUGCUGUGUUACCAUGAACUUGAGAAAAAUAUAUUUGUAUACUAUAAGUAAA
This is a messenger RNA of Elaeis guineensis (African oil palm), 3895 nucleotides long. The record is from RefSeq and is a predicted model, not a curated record. NCBI's taxonomy places the organism in Eukaryota, Viridiplantae, Streptophyta, Magnoliopsida, Arecales, Arecaceae.